This is a messenger RNA of Penicillium paradoxum, 1059 nucleotides long. RefSeq lists its product as uncharacterized. The transcript has 4 exons. NCBI's taxonomy places the organism in Eukaryota, Fungi, Ascomycota, Eurotiomycetes, Eurotiales, Aspergillaceae. The record is from RefSeq and is a predicted model, not a curated record. The coding region runs from base 1 to 1059 and encodes 352 amino acids.
AUGGAGACCGCGGCGCAGGUGAUUCUGCGAACCGUCCCUCCCCUCACCACGAUAAAUGGUACUCGUUAUGUCUCCAACUCAUCUGAGGUUAUCUCGUUACGGUUUUUCCAUGAAUGGCAGAGCUUUAAACAGGAUGUUCUCGAAGUAUCCGAUUCUUUAGAUCUGAGCCAUCCUGUGCCUUACACGGAUGAUAUAUCAGAAAGCUAUGUUGUUGGAAGCGAACUUGGUCUGACCGGAAGGUUCUCCAAGAAUGUAUGUGACCCAGUUUCGAAAGUGUUUGCCACAACUGGCCUCUCCCACUUAAAGUUCGGUGAUUAUCAGUCCUCGGCAGGGCCAACGGACACGAGUCAAGUGCCUGAUAUCACUAUGUUUAACACAACGGGACCACCUCGCCCAGCGGUUGUCGGAGAACUCAAGUCUUUCUGGACAGUUGAACUUGAGGACUAUUCCAUUCGCGGAGGUUAUCCACGUUUAAUCGGCAUCCAGCAUCAUAUUGCCCAACUCGUCAAAUACAUGCGGUCGAGUAAGCUUAAGUUUGGAUUUUUGUCGACAUACGAGUGGACGGUCUUCAUCCGCAGAACAGCUCCUUAUCACUUUGAUAUGUCGUUACCGAUUGCAAGAGACACAUCGAACCCCAGUCUCCGGCAGUGCUUCUUGGCGCUAGGUGUAAUGGCUUCCAAAGAUUGGAAAUUUAUUGAACCCCCUAACUUCAACAUCGCCCAGCUCCGCGUCCCGACGGGCCCUUCACUCCAACCAUCUAUUCGUCUAUCCGCUUUCCGCAACCAAAUCGGCAGCAAGGAGGAGACAUCGGACAUGCUUGGCUCGUCGUCAAUCCUUUACGGGGCCGAUAACGGUAUUGCAACGACGUUCGUAAAUUGCAAGAGCAAUAUCCAGCAAUCCUCCGCCAAGGCGAUUUAUGAAGUCACAUGGGAUGGAAAACCGGCUAUCGCGAAAUGCUGGUCACCGUCUAGAGUCGAACGGUUUGCUGACGAAGCGAGGACUUAUGAGAACAUCCAUGCGCAACGUCUAGCUGGUUUCGAUUUUUUCCCUCCCUACUAA